This is a messenger RNA of Rhodamnia argentea, 1102 nucleotides long. Its product is annotated as aquaporin NIP1-1-like. The record is from RefSeq and is a predicted model, not a curated record. Gene Ontology annotation, cellular component: membrane. NCBI's taxonomy places the organism in Eukaryota, Viridiplantae, Streptophyta, Magnoliopsida, Myrtales, Myrtaceae. The transcript is spliced from 5 exons. The coding region runs from base 14 to 832 and encodes 272 amino acids. Gene Ontology annotation, biological process: transmembrane transport. Gene Ontology annotation, molecular function: channel activity.
GAGAGAGGGAGCCAUGGCUGAUGAUGGGAUCCGUGGAGUCGAGGUGGACAUCAAGGACACGAACCCAACCCCCAAAAUCAAAGAGGAGACGGGCCGCUGGUUCUCUCUGCCUUUCUUCCAAAAGCUGCUAGCGGAGGUGGUCGGGACAUACUUCUUGGUAUUCGCGGGUUGUGGGUCGGUGGUGGUGAACAAGAACAACGAGAAGGUGGUGACGCUGCCGGGGAUAGCCAUCGUGUUUGGCCUCGCGGUGAUGGUCAUUGUUUACACCAUUGGCCACAUCUCCGGUGCCCACGUCAAUCCCGCCGUCACCAUCGCUUUCACCGUCACCAGGAGAUUCCCAUGGAAGCAGGUACCGGCUUAUGUGUUGGCGCAACAACUCGGGGCGACCCUCGCGGCCGGGACACUCCGGUUGUUGUUCACGGGGAUCCACGACCAAUUCGCCGGGACGCAGCCUUCUGGGUCGGAUGUGCAAGCCUUCGUGGUCGAGUUCAUCGCAACGUUCUACCUCAUGUUUGUCAUCUGUGGUGUCGCCACUGAUAAUAGGGCUAUUGGAGAGCUUGCUGGUCUUGCUGUGGGUGCAACUGUAUUGCUCAAUGUGAUGGUUACCGGGCCGAUCACCGGAGCCUCGUUGAACCCGGUGAGAAGCUUGGGGCCGGCAAUUGUCUCUAACAAUUACAGAGGGAUAUGGAUAUACCUACUCGCCCCGACCAUGGGUGCGAUAUCGGGCGCUGCUGUCUACAACACCAUCCGGUUCACUGACAAGCCUUUGCGUGAGGUCGUGCGGAGUGGCUCGUUCCUGAGAAACAGCGGGAGAAGCGGCUCCAACCGGUGAGAGAGGAGGGAGAGAGAGGGAGGGAGAGAGAAAAAUAAAACAGUUUGUCAAUGUCAUACUAUUCUGGUACGUUUCGUAUAUGAAAUGGGACAUCUUUGAAUGGGUCCAUUCACAUGUAUUAUAAGGUAUAACAAUGCGAAACAUACUUGAUUGUUAAGGUAUGACUUGCCGUUUUAAAGCUUCCGCCGGCUAUUUUGGCCAACCUUUGAAAUCUUGGUCCCUUACUAGCAUGUUGCCCUUUCAUGCGCUAAAUCAGAUCUGCCUUCUAGU